Acanthopagrus latus (yellowfin seabream) is the source of this 1566-nucleotide messenger RNA. RefSeq names its product mesoderm posterior protein 1-like. Gene Ontology annotation, molecular function: protein dimerization activity; RNA polymerase II cis-regulatory region sequence-specific DNA binding; DNA-binding transcription factor activity, RNA polymerase II-specific. Lineage: Eukaryota; Metazoa; Chordata; Actinopteri; Spariformes; Sparidae. Gene Ontology annotation, cellular component: nucleus. The record is from RefSeq and is a predicted model, not a curated record. The coding region runs from base 713 to 1480 and encodes 255 amino acids. Gene Ontology annotation, biological process: regulation of transcription by RNA polymerase II; heart morphogenesis; mesoderm formation. The transcript has 2 exons.
UUUCCUAAAUUUCAGGUCAUAAUUGUGAAUAUGGACGGGAUUUGGACAUUAUUGGUGGUCUAUGCAGACAUUUAUAUUUGCUCACAAGUUGAAAGCAAAAUGAAAACAUCAUCAUGUGCUUCAUAAUGUUGAUGGGAGUAUUAAUUCAGCAUCUUCUUCUGUCCAUCUAUAAAACAAUAGAUCAUUUUAUUUUCUCCCACUUUCUCCCUAACCAUUCCUUGACCAGUGUCUUUGGCGAGAAGCAUGGGAUCACUGAAAACAAACCCUGUCCCCUACACAUGUGCAAAAUGCAUCUAGGUUGCAGUAGGGACAAAAAACCCAAAAAGCAGAAUCUGUUUAUUGUUUUGAGCAGGAGUCAAAAUUCACACUUCCACUCUUGUAGCUGAACUUUCCCAGACACAGGGGAGGAGAGGGAGAGCUACUGAGACCAGGUCCCUGUCAGGGAGUGUGUGUGUGUGUGUGUGUGUGUGUGUGUGUGUGUGUGUGUGUGUGUGUGUGUGUGUGUGUGUGUGUGUGUGUGUGUGUGUGUGUGUGUGUGUGUAUCUGUUCAGGGGCCUCUGCUUUAGACAGUGAUGGUUUGUGAGAAUCUGCGGAGGUGUCACUUCACACCUCUGUGGCCUGGCCCCGGACUUAUAAACCAGUGCAGCAGAGCUGAGCAGCACUCACAGCUUCCCAGUCUCUCCAGUCAGACCACUGAGUACCUCUACACAACAUGGAUACCUCCUCUGUGCCUCUGCUCAACUACAGCCUUCAGUACCAGUGGUGCUCCGACUCGGACCUCUCUAGCAUCUCCUCUCCAGAAACCCUGUCCCCGGUCACUUCUAUGGAUUCCAGCCUCUCUCCUUCCUACCAGCGGCUGCCACAGUCCGCUCCUAAGGCAGCAAAGACUGGAUAUUCCCAAAAGUCUGAACGUGGCCGGAAGUCAGGCCGAGCCAACCGGAUUCGCAGCAAGCAGAGGGAGAGCGCCAGCGAGAAGGAGAAGCUGAGGAUGAGGGAUCUGACCAAGGCUUUGCAUCACCUCAGGUCCUACCUGCCGCCCUCAGUGGCCCCCGCCGGACAGACUCUGACAAAGAUAGAGACCCUCCGCCUCACCAUCCGCUACAUCUCAUACCUGUCGGCGCAGCUGGGCCUCAGCGAGGAGGUGCUGUUUCAGAGGAGAGAACAAGGAGACACCUCGGCCAGCGACACCUCCUCACCCGACAUCCUCAGCUACUUCCAGCACAGCUCCAUGGGAGGGCAGGAGGCCCAGCUGCAGAGCCAGAGCCUGAACCAGGGCCUGUACCCAGUCCAGUGUCACAGCCAGAACACCAUGCUGCAUUCUGGGAGCUUUGGUUUUGGAAUGGAUCAAUACAUUGGAGCUCCGCAGGGAGACAUGAGCAUGGAUGUCAUCCUGCAGUCACCUCCAGCUACACAGCCCUCCUGUCAGAUGUGUGCCGAGGACUUCUGCAUGCCGUUGGUUCCCAGAGAGUAUUGGGGUUAAACACUCCAACACUGCACCGUCAUCAUCCAACAACAGACACAGAAUACUCCUCUGUUUGUACUGCCUCACUGUGAAACUAGUAAUUU